AUGCCACCUAAAGCUGGUGAACCAAAGUUCGAUACUCAAGUGGCAAACUUAGAUGCUACGAAAGCAAUCACUAAAUUUAAGAAAGAUUUCGCCGGAAAGAUUUCUCAAGAUGAUCAUCAAAUCUUAUUAAGACCUGGUUACGGUAACGUUGGUAUUCCAACCGAAGUUGGUGUUAAUUUCUUCAAAUAUGCUGUUGCUGGUUUAAAAUUAUAUUCAUACCAUGUUGAUGUAAAAGUCAGUGGAAGAGUUAGACUUAAGAUUAAAGGUGCGGUUGAAAAAUUACUUGAAAAGGAACCAUUUAAAAGUAAAAGAUCUCAUAUCUAUUAUAGAGAUCAUAAUAUGAUGUAUUCUAGAACUCCUUUACCUAUCGAAAACGAAGUUAUCUAUCCUGUUAUUGAAGGUGCUGAAGUUAAAGUUAAAUAUGUUAAAGAAUUAAACUUUAAUGACUUGGUCAAAUAUGUUCAAUUACAAAGAUAUACCUGUGAUUUCAAUGAAAUUCAAGAAUAUACUAAUGCUUUAGUUGCCGUUAUUGGUUCUAAAGUUUUAGAAAAUAAAGAUGUCGUUGGUUUAGGUUCAAACAAAUUUUUUAUUUUCGAUAAAGGUGCCAAAUUUGAACCUUUCCAAAAAGGGUUAUUUGUCGCCCUUGGUACUUUUGCUAGUGUCAGAACUUCUUUUGAUUCAAUUAGAUUAAACUUAAAUCCAACAACUGCUAUUUUUUACAAGUCAUUUAAACCUGAUGGUUCUCCAAUGAAUGCUUUGGACUUAAUCCAAGAUUUCUUGCAAAUGAGAGGUAUGCCAAGAGAGGCUGACAUCAAGAAGGCGCAAUUCUUUAUGAAGGGGGUUAAGAUUUACCGUGCCUACCUUGAACGUAAAACUGGUAAAGCCAUCCAAGGAUUCAAUUUUAGAGAAAAUGCCGACACCUUAAAAUUUAAGGAUGAUAAUGGUAAUUUAACCUCAGUUCGUCAAUACUUUAAAGAUAAAUGGAAAAUUAAUCUUAAAUUCCCAAAUCUUCCAUUGUUAAAGAUUGGCCCUGAAGCUUACUUACCUAUGGAAUUAGCAUACAUUAUGCCACAACAACAAUAUAAUGGUGAAGUCUGGGAUACCCGUAAUCUUAUUAGAAUUACAUCUACUAAACCAAUGGAAAAGGCUAGAUUAAUUAGUAAGGAAAACAGUAAAUUAUUUAGUAAAGUUGAUUUCGGUAAAGUUGAUAGUCAAUUUACCGUUGUUCCUUCAAGAGUUUUAUCUGCCCCAGUUAUUGAAUAUUCUGAUAAUAAGAAAAUUAUCUUCCAAGAAAAAGCUCAUGAUGGAAGAACCGAAAAGAAAAAGGGUAAUUGGAACUUGGAAAGAAUUAGAUUUGUUGAACCAACUAAGAAAGCUAAGUCAUUCAAUUUCGGUGUUUGUAUUAUGAAAAAUAGAUUCUUAAAUAAUAAACUUGGUGAUUUACAAGGGGCAUGUAUUGCUUUCUUUGGUGAAUUAUCAAGAUUAGGUGUUAAUGUGAAUCGUGAUUUUAAGAAAUAUUCGUUAGAUAUGGAUCAUCCAUCAGUUUCUGAUCAACAUGGUAUGGAACAAGCCUUGACUUCAAUUUUCACUCAAGCAAAAACCAAAGACAAGAUUGAUUACCUUAUUGUUAUCUUACAUAAGAAGGAUACUACCAUGUAUCGUGCUGUCAAGAGAGUUGGUGAUUUGAAGGUUGGUGUUAUCAAUACUUGUGUUGUCUUUAAUGUCUUUACCAAGAAACUUCGUGGCUCUGACAGGUUUGAUAUUGGAUGUUAUUCUCAAAUUGCCAUGAAGAUCAACCUUAAAUUAGGUGGUUCUAAUCAUAGAUUAUCCCCAGCCGAUUCCAAAGGGUUAUUUGAUGCCCAAAAACAACCUGUAUUUAUCCUUGGUGCUGAUGUUACCCAUCCUACUGGACAAGUUAAUGCCGAAUCCAUUUCCGUGGCAUCAGUUGUUGGUUCUGAAGAUGGUAUUUUCAAUAAAUUCCCUGGAUCUGUUAGUGUCCAAAGAGGUGGUCAAGAAGUUAUUCAAGAUAUAUUUGGUAUGGUUUUGGAAAGAAUUGAAAAUUAUGUUAACAAGAUUGGUAAAUUACCAAAUAAAGUUCUUUUCUACCGUGAUGGUGUUUCUGAAGGUCAAUAUUAUACUGUUUUGAAGGAAGAAUUAACCGAAAUUAAAAGAGCUUUUGUUGAAUAUGGUAAGAGAAAGAAUAACCCCCACUAUGGUCCAAAGAUUACCUUUAUGGUUGUUGUUAAGAGACAUCAUACCCGUUUCAUUCCACUUAAUGAAAAUGCACCAGAUUCAAAGAAGAAUUUCGUUGCUGUUACUUCAAAUGAUAAUGUAAGUCCAGGUACUGUUGUUGACAGAGACAUCACCCAUCCAGCCUUCUUUGAUUUCUACAUCCAAUCACAACAAGCCUUACAAGGUUGUGGUAUCCCAGCCCAUUAUUAUGUCUUGCACGAUGAAAAUAAUUAUGAAUCCAAUGAAAUUCAAACUAUUACUUACAACUUGUGUCACACUUUUGGUCGUGCUACUAAAUCUAUCAAGACCGUUCCUGCUGCUUAUUAUGCUGACUUGUUGUGUACUAGAGGUAGAGAUUAUAUUGCUGGUGCUGAAAAGGAAAGAGGUAAUAAGAGUGCUGUUGAAAAGGCCAAGGCUAAGCUUGGAAAUAAUGUUGCUGCUAAUAUUAGGAAUACUAUGUAUUAUAUCUAG
This is a messenger RNA of Hemisphaericaspora subhashii, 2703 nucleotides long. RefSeq names its product Ago1p (gene AGO1). The record is from RefSeq and is a predicted model, not a curated record. Gene Ontology annotation, molecular function: RNA binding; protein binding. The coding region runs from base 1 to 2703 and encodes 900 amino acids. Lineage: Eukaryota; Fungi; Ascomycota; Pichiomycetes; Serinales; Debaryomycetaceae. The transcript has a single exon.